AUGUGCACACCGACCAACAGUGCCCAGGGAAACACAGAGAGCCGAGUACCGAACAACCCUGGAAGGGAUGCUCCGAUAGUAGAGCAUCCCGUACGGGCGGGACGAAUUGUCCCGUCCGGGAAAAAGACGAAAGCUAGUCUACAUAUCGGAAGCCUCAACCUCAACGGUAGAGGUUCCCUGAACGGCCCUAGAGACCAGAAAUGGAAUGCCGUGAACCAGCUCCUCCGAGAGGAGAAACUGGGCGUCCUCUGCCUCCAAGAGACGCACCUGGAUGAAACACACAUAAAUACGAUACAGAGUCUCUAUGGGAGACGAAUCCGGAUUUGGAACUCGGGCUCAGAGUCCACGACAUCCUCCCAAGGGGUGGCAGUAGUCCUAAACCGAGAGAUAGUCGACAUUUCGAAUGUCGUCUUCAAGGAAAUAAUUCCUGGCCGGGCGGUAACCCUGACCAUGCACUGGCACGCCGAGCGAUCGAUCACGAUCCUCAAUGUAUAUGCCCCUAACUCAAUGACUGAUAAUGCAGCUUUUUGGCGUCGCCUUCUAAGCAUGGCUGAGAAAGACCGGUUCAACAAACCUGACGUCAUGACCGGAGACUUCAACCUGGUCGAGGAAGCCAUUGACAGGCUGCCAGCAAAAGAAGACUACGCACCCGCGGUCGACGCCUUAAGAGACCUCAUCAGGUACUUUGACCUAUACAAUGGGUGGAGACUAUCAGAACCGAACAAGAAAGACUACUCAUAUCCGCAACGAGGCAGCGUAUCGCGUUCUAGAAUUGACCGCAUAUGUGCGGCGGAAUCCCUAGUCCGCACCUCGCAUACAUGGGACAUCAAGACCACGGCUGUACAAACAGACCACCGGCUCAUCAGCACCAAACUCAACACCGCUAACACCCCCUUCAUAGGCAAGGGUAGAUGGUCGAUGCCUACACAUCUUAUUGAGGAUAACGAAUUCAUGGAUGAGAUGAGGACCCUAGGCAAAAGCGUGAUGAAGGAAAUGAGGACAGCCUGCAACAACGAAGCAGCCCUACACAGCUCACCCAUCCAACGGCUUCAUCGACUGUUCAAGGAGGAAGUCCGGAAACGCGCUAGAGAACACUUAAAAAAGAAAUCCCCGAGAUUGCAGACCGAACUGAAGAGACUACGCGACCAUGUUCAAGAGAUAGAAAGCCGGAACACAUACCAAUCAUCGAGCGAGCUACAAAACGACUCGGCCGUCCUCCAUAACCGAAUUUGCGACCUUGAAAAGAAGCGACACGCUCUCUCAAAGCUCACGACCACCGCAAGAUACGUCCUUAAUGCCGAGCGGGUGACGAAAUACUGGUCGGAAGUCAACCGCGAGAAGAAGCCGAGAGAUAUCAUAUACAACCUACGGAUUCCAGAAACGACCCCACCACAAUUUGUGAACAGGUCUAACAAAAUGGCGAAACUAGCAAGGGACUACCACGAGCGCGCUCAGUCUGUCGACAUACCUGGCUUCUCAGCGGACCUUCAAGCCGCGGAAAUUAGGCGGAUCCUGGCCGGGGUUAGACAGACACUAGACGGUGGGGAUCUAACCGUCCUGCAAACCGGAAUCUAUAAAGAUGAGGUCAAAAGAGCGCUCAAGAAAUCACAAUCUGGACGCGCACCGGGUGUAACGGAUAUUCCCGUUACGGUAUGUCUUACCUUAUAUGUUUGUCUUUGUUUGCUCGAGGACUCGUAUGGCGCGCCAGUGCACCUACGAGUCCUCAGCCUUUACCUCGUCACCGCCUUUGUAUGCAAUCUGUAG
Molecule: messenger RNA, 1764 nt
Organism: Fomitopsis serialis
Lineage: Eukaryota; Fungi; Basidiomycota; Agaricomycetes; Polyporales; Fomitopsidaceae
Product: Endonuclease/exonuclease/phosphatase
Exons: 1
Coding region: 1-1764 (587 amino acids)
Biological process (GO): base-excision repair
Cellular component (GO): nucleus
Molecular function (GO): double-stranded DNA 3'-5' DNA exonuclease activity; phosphoric diester hydrolase activity; DNA-(apurinic or apyrimidinic site) endonuclease activity
Source: RefSeq, a predicted model, not a curated record